Molecule: messenger RNA, 786 nt
Organism: Penicillium coprophilum
Lineage: Eukaryota; Fungi; Ascomycota; Eurotiomycetes; Eurotiales; Aspergillaceae
Gene: gisB
Product: putative zinc knuckle nucleic acid binding protein
Exons: 7
Biological process (GO): positive regulation of cytoplasmic translation
Cellular component (GO): cytoplasm
Molecular function (GO): zinc ion binding; mRNA binding; single-stranded RNA binding
Source: RefSeq, a predicted model, not a curated record
UUUGACGAUUUGAAGAGAGUUACUGUGAGGAUUACCGCCAGAAUGAUGUUGUCUCGUCGCGCAUGCUACAAGUGUGGCACUAUUGGCCACUACGCUGAGGUCUGCUCCUCCACUGAGCGUCUCUGCUACAAUUGCAAGCAGCCCGGCCACGAGUCGAGCGCCUGCCCUCUGCCCCGUACCACCGAGACCAAGCAGUGCUACAACUGCCAGGGUCUCGGCCACGUCCAGGCUGAUUGCCCUACCCUGCGCCUGAACGGCGGUGCCAACGGCCGCUGCUACAACUGCAGCCAGCCCGGUCACCUUGCCCGCAACUGCACCAACCCCACUGCUCCCGGAGCUGGUGCUCCUACCGGUCCCGCUGCUGGCCGCGGCGCCGGUGGUGCUCGCGGUGGUUUCCAGGGUGGAUUCCGCGGUGGAUUCAGCGGAUACCCCCGUGCCGCUACCUGCUACAAGUGUGGUGGUCCCAACCACUUCGCUCGUGACUGCCAGGCUCAAGCCAUGAAGUGCUACGCCUGCGGUAAGCUCGGCCAUAUCUCGCGUGAGUGCACCGCACCCAACGGUGGUCCCCUCAGCUCCGCCGGUAAGGUCUGCUAUAAGUGCGCCCAGGCCGGCCACAUCUCCCGCGACUGCCCUACCAACGAGGGUGCCGCUGCUCCUGCCGCUCCCGCUGAGGCUGUCCCUGUUGCCGCUGCCCCCGUUGUGGCUGCUCCUGCUGUCGUCGCUGUUGAGACUGCCACCGAGGCCAACACUGUCCCUGCUGCGGCUCCUACUACUGCUGUCGCUUAA